Drosophila grimshawi is the source of this 1085-nucleotide messenger RNA. RefSeq names its product helix-loop-helix protein 13 (gene Fer2). The coding region runs from base 21 to 872 and encodes 283 amino acids. The record is from RefSeq and is a predicted model, not a curated record. The transcript is spliced from 4 exons. NCBI's taxonomy places the organism in Eukaryota, Metazoa, Arthropoda, Insecta, Diptera, Drosophilidae. Gene Ontology annotation, biological process: regulation of transcription by RNA polymerase II; developmental process. Gene Ontology annotation, molecular function: protein dimerization activity; RNA polymerase II transcription regulatory region sequence-specific DNA binding; DNA-binding transcription factor activity, RNA polymerase II-specific.
GCAAAAUAUAAGAAAAUAAAAUGUCGCGCAAUCAAUUACCAGAUUCGUCCUCCUCCCCACCCAUAAGCCAUUUACCCUAUCAUAACUUUGACGACGAUCUAAUUAAUGAACUGCCCUCCUGCAUCUAUGCGGGUCAACAUCAGAGUGGCGUCGGCGGUGCAGCUGGAGGCAUUUCGUCUGGCGGUUCUGGUCUGCGUCUGAGCUCCAACAAUUUGCGGCACAUUCAACAGCAUUACUUACAACACGGAAACGAAAACCUGCUGGACUCCUCCACUAAUACCAACACACUGGUGGGGCUCAAUUCCAAUAGUGCCACGCCCAUGAUGUGCAAUAGUCCAACAGCUAGCAGCAGUGGGGGUGGCGGUGCUGGAGGUGGAGGCGGUGUAGGUGCAGGUGGAUCAUUAGGUUCUAGCACGGGAGCGGGACCAUCGAAUGCUAACUAUGGUGCAGCUGCUGCUUCCAGCUACAAGAUCCAAAGACAACAGGCAAACGUGCGAGAAAGGAAACGCAUCCAGAGGUCCGCACCUACUGGUAGUAUCAAUUCCGCAUUCGAUGAGCUGCGGGUUCAUGUGCCCACAUUUCCAUAUGAGAAGCGUCUGAGCAAGAUUGAUACCCUGCGCCUGGCCAUUGCCUAUAUAUCACUAUUACGGGAGGUGUUGCUAACGGAAUACGACCCGCUCACAUAUGUGGAGAAGUGCCUGCGUGGUGAGAUCAAAGCGGAUCGGGCUAAUUGGAAUACGAGCGAUCUAACGGCUCGCCUCUCCUGGAUCAAUUGGGAGAAUCUGGGAGUGCAUCCCGGGCGUCGAACUUUGCUCACAUCGCUGGCAUUGUCCUCGGAGCCAAUGUGUGGUGCACAUUGUGGCAUGCCAUAAGCGCAUUAUAUACAAAUUUGUCUGCGAUUGGAUACAUAGACUAAAUCAGUGUUUAUAAUUGCAAUCGUUUAACAAUGAAUAUUCCAAAUAUUCCAAGUGGUAAUCAAAUUAGAAGCUACGAACGAAAAAACCACUAUAAAUAUUGAUUAAUAUUCUUUGAAAUCGAUGUUAAAUUACAAGGUAUGCUAUAGACAUGGCACAAGAGAAAACAAA